UUUGGGCUGUUUUUAGGGUUUUGGGGUGUCUCUCUGCAGGUGUUCCGCUCCGGGGAGGGGAUGGGGAUCCGCCUGGACGGGGCCUCGGCGUUCCAGGGCGCUCUGAUCUCCCCGCACUACGACUCGCUGCUGGUCAAGGUGGUGGCCCACGGGCCGGACCAGCCGGCGGCCGCAGCCAAGAUGAGCCGGGCCCUGGCCGAGUUCCGCAUCCGGGGGGUCAAGACCAACAUCCCGUUCCUGCAGAACGUUCUGGCUCACCCGCAGUUCCUGGCGGGCGCGGCCGACACUCAGUUCAUCGACGAGAACCCCGAGCUCUUCCACCUGCGCCCGGGGCAGAACCGCGCCCAGAAACUGCUGCACUACCUGGGUCACGUGAUGGUGAACGGGCCCAGCACCCCCCUGCCCGUGAAGGCCAAGGCGGCGCUGGUGGAGCCCACCCCCCCCCCCCGGUGCCCAUGGGUGACCGUCCCCGCUGUCCCCCCAGGAGCCCCCCCGGCGGGGCUGCGUGCGGUGCUGCAGCGGGAGGGUCCCGGGGGCUUUGCGCGGGCGCUGCGGCGGCACCGGGGGCUGCUGCUGACCGACACCACCUUCCGCGACGCCCACCAGUCCCUGCUGGCCACGCGCGUCCGCACGCGGGACCUGGCCCGGGUGGCGCCGUUCGUGGCCCACGCGCUCAGCCCCCUCUGCAGCCUGGAGACCUGGGGAGGUGCCACCUUUGACGUGGCCAUGCGGUUCCUGCACGAGUGUCCCUGGGAGCGGCUGCGGGAGCUGCGGCGCCUCGUCCCCAACAUCCCCUUCCAGAUGCUUCUGCGCGGCGCCAACGCCGUGGGCUACACCAACUACCCCGACAACGUCGUGCACCGGUUCUGCGAGGUGGCGGUGGCCAAUGGCAUGGACAUCUUCCGCAUCUUCGACGCCCUCAACUACGUGCCCAACCUGCUGCUGGGCGUGGAGGCCGCGGGCAACGCCGGCGCCGUGGUGGAGGCCGCGCUGUCCUACACCGGCGACGUGGCCGACCCCGCGCGCACCAAGUACGGCCUGGACUAUUACCUGGGGCUGGCCCGCGAGCUGGUGGCCGCCGGGACACACGUGCUGUGCAUCAAGGACAUGGCGGGGCUGCUGACCCCCGCGGCCGCGCGGCUGCUGGUGGGGGCCCUGCGGGAGCAGCACCCCGAGGUGCCCCUGCACGUCCACACCCACGACACGGCCGGCGCCGGCGUGGCCUCCAUGCUGGCCGCGGCCCAGGCCGGCGCCGACGUGGUGGACGUGGCCGUGGACGCCAUGUCCGGCAUGACCUCCCAGCCCAGCAUGGGCGCCGUGGUGGCCUGCGCCCGGGGGACACCGCUGGACACAGGCAUCUCCCUGGAGCGGGUGUUCGAGUACAGCGAGUACUGGGAGGGGGCGCGGGGUCUCUACGCCGCCUUCGACUGCACGGCCACCAUGAAGUCGGGGAACGCCGACGUGUACGAGAACGAGAUCCCGGGGGGGCAGUACACCAACCUGCACUUCCAGGCCCACGCCAUGGGGCUGGGACACAAGUUCAAGGAGGUCAAGAAGGCCUACACCGAGGCCAACAAGCUGCUGGGGGACCUCAUCAAGGUGACGCCGUCGUCCAAGGUGGUUGGUGACCUGGCGCAGUUCAUGGUGCAGAACGGGCUGUCCCGCGCCGAGGUGGAGGCGCGGGCGGACGAGCUCUCCUUCCCCCAGAGCGUGGUGGAAUUCCUGCAGGGACACAUCGGGGUCCCCCCGGGGGGCUUCCCCGAGCCCUUCCGCUCACGGGUGCUGAAGGACCUGCCGCGGGUGGAGGGGCGCCCGGGGGCGUCGCUGCCGCCGCUGGAUUUCGAGGCGCUGGGGCGGGAGCUGGGGGCGCGGCACGGGGCCCCCCCCAGCCCCGAGGAGCUGCUCUCGGCCGCGCUCUACCCCAAGGUCUACGACGAGUUCCGCACCUUCAGCAGCACCUUCGGGCCCGUGGCCUGCCUGGGCACCCUCUUCCUCGAGGGGCCCGCCAUCGCCGAGGAGUUCGAGGUGGAGCUGGAGCGGGGGAAGACGCUGCACAUCAAGGCUCUGGCGCUGGGGGACCUGAACGCGGCGGCAGCGCGAGGUUUCUUUGAGCUCAACGGGCAACUGCGCUCCAUCCUCGUCAGGGACACGCAGGCGCUCAAGGAGAUGCACGUGCACCCCAAGGCCGAGAAAGGCGCCAAGGGCCAGGUGGGGGCCCCGAUGCCGGGGGAGGUGGUGGAGGUCCGGGUCAAGGAGGGGGCCACGGUGGCCAAGGGGGACCCCCUGUGCGUCCUCAGCGCCAUGAAGAUGGAGACGGUGGUGACGGCGCCCGUGGGGGGCAAAGUCACCAAGCUCCACGUGCGCCCCGGGCUCAGCCUGGAGGGCGAGGACCUCAUCGCCGUCAUCGAGUAGUUUUUGCGGGGGGGGAUUCCCCCCUCA
Poecile atricapillus (Black-capped chickadee) is the source of this 2439-nucleotide messenger RNA. RefSeq names its product pyruvate carboxylase (gene PC). Gene Ontology annotation, cellular component: cytoplasm. Gene Ontology annotation, molecular function: pyruvate carboxylase activity; ATP binding. The record is from RefSeq and is a predicted model, not a curated record. Gene Ontology annotation, biological process: gluconeogenesis; pyruvate metabolic process. NCBI's taxonomy places the organism in Eukaryota, Metazoa, Chordata, Aves, Passeriformes, Paridae.